GAAUGCUUUUGUACAGAAGCUAAACAGUUCUCUUAGUGUUUUUGAUCCCAUCACAUUUGUUGGCUUACAUAAACAUGAUUUCCAAGAUCAUUAUCUUCGUAAGUAUCAUCAGCAUCUCAAAAGCAGGACUAGUUCCAGCACCAGUAUUAGCAAAAUUGGACGACUACGAUCCUUACCCACAGUAUACAUUCGCCUACGACGUCCAAGAUGCUGUAACUGGUGACUCAAAAGCUCAAUACGAAACCCGGAAUGGUGACAUCGUACAAGGAAGCUAUAGCCUAAUCGAAGCUGAUGGGACCAGAAGAAUAGUUGACUACACGGCUGAUCCAGUAAAUGGAUUUAACGCCGUCGUAAAUCGCGAACCUGCUGUGGCAGUCGCGCCAAUUGUCACUAAAACUGUGCCCGCUGCACCAAUAGUUGUUCCCGCUGCUCCUGUGGCUGCUAAAAUUGUCGCUCCGGUAGCUUCUGCUCCGAUAGUCUCUGCACCAGUUGCUCCGGUUAUCGCAGCACAGUACAGAGCUCCUGUUGCUAUCAGACCUGCAACUUUAAUCAGAGCCGCUCCUCUACUUUCUGCACCGUUUGUCUUCAAGCAGGCCCAAAUAAUUCCAACUGCAAGACUGGUCUCACCCGCACCAGCUGCAAUUAGGACAGCUCCAAGACCGGCUAAAAUUACAAAAGCUAAUAACAGAAACAACAAUAAAAAAGUUGCUCAGCUAUCCGCGCCUUUAACUUCUGAAGCAGCGGGAUAUGUUUAUUGACAAAUUGAUAAAUUAAUAAAUUUAUAAUUGAAAUAAAUUAGCGAAUAUUAAGAAAUAGUCUACCUCAAUUAAAGUAAUUGAUUAAAAGAUAUUUAAAAAAGUCGUAAUAUGUGUAAUUGAAAUGUAUAAACAAGUUAACGUAUAACUAGACAAUUAUGCUCGUGUUUUUUAUUAUGCAAGAAACGACUUGCGGGACAUGUUUACGAAAGAACAAUGAGCAGGUCAUCGCGUAACCGAACCGACCUUCGAAUACGAAUCCUGCAUGACAAUUAACUUCAUAUAAAAUAAGUUU
Cotesia glomerata is the source of this 1050-nucleotide messenger RNA. RefSeq names its product cuticle protein 21-like. The coding region runs from base 75 to 758 and encodes 227 amino acids. Gene Ontology annotation, cellular component: extracellular matrix. The transcript has 2 exons. NCBI's taxonomy places the organism in Eukaryota, Metazoa, Arthropoda, Insecta, Hymenoptera, Braconidae. The record is from RefSeq and is a predicted model, not a curated record.